AUGCCAAAGUCAAAGUCAACAAGUUUGUUUUCCCUGUUACAUGCUAUUGUUGAAAAUCCUCCAUCUAUUAAAGAAAGAGAAGAAAGAGAAGAAGAAAUUAUUCAAUAUAUUGACCCAGUUGAAACAAAUAUCAUACCAGCAUUUUCAACAUCCUCUGACAUAAAUUUAUCAUUUGGUAUAAAAUAA
Molecule: messenger RNA, 186 nt
Organism: Entrophospora sp. SA101
Lineage: Eukaryota; Fungi; Glomeromycota; Glomeromycetes; Entrophosporales; Entrophosporaceae
Source: the annotation of a GenBank genome assembly